Molecule: messenger RNA, 450 nt
Organism: Caenorhabditis remanei
Lineage: Eukaryota; Metazoa; Nematoda; Chromadorea; Rhabditida; Rhabditidae
Exons: 2
Coding region: 1-450 (149 amino acids)
Source: RefSeq, a predicted model, not a curated record
AUGAACUCCUCGAUUCUUGCUAUCUUCGCUGUUCUCGCUGUUAUCGCCUUCGCUGGACCCGGUGGACCAAUGUUCUUGAGAGAUCAACCGAGAAAUGUGCAGCAGUCGUAUUACCAAAUUAUGAGAAACUCGCAGUUGACUCAGCAACAGAAGGACCAACAGCUUCAGCAGUGGGCUCAGACCAAUAAUCUUUCGACUCAAUACUCCGCCUACACCCAACAACAACAGCAAAUGGAGCAACAAAUCAGCCAGAACACAACUCGAAUCAUUAGCCAACUCUCGAUGGUUCAAACUCAACUCGAACAGAUUCUCGACAACGACUCUCAAACUGGUCAACAGAAACAACAAGCUAUCCAAUCGCUCUCCAACCAGUACCCACAAGAAGUCCCAGUUCUGUUCUAUAUCAGAAAAAUGGGAAAGAGACAAAUGGGAAUGGAUAUGGAUGAUUAA